ACAGGUAUCACUAUUUACACGUCAUUUUGCAAUUAAUCGCGAGCAUACGCUGGAACGUUUCGCUAUUGAUAAUUUCAGACCAGUUCCACGACCACCGCAAGGCUUAAGUGAAAGUUUCUAUGAGCAUUAUGUGACAUAUAGCCUAUGGUCUUAUAGUCGCGAGCCAAUAAAGAUACCUUUACUAAAGAAACUUCAAGGAAAAAAAGAACCGUCACAAGCAGCAGUUAAGGGAUAUUUAGCGAUCUUAAAAUAUAUGGGGGAUUAUCCAUGCCGGCGCAUUUCUACUAUCACUGAACUUACCGAUGAAGUUUUCAAAGGAGCGUUCAAAUAUGAAAUCAUCCGAGACGAAGUGUACUGUCAGUUGAUGAAACAAUUAACGUGGAACUACAAUCCGGUGAGUGUGGAGCACGGAUGGGAACUUAUGUGGUUAUGCACUGGGAUAUUUCCUCCAAGUCAGUCACUCUUCAAAGAAGUGGAAUUGUUUCUCCGUACUAGACGAUAUCCCUUGGCGCUGCACUGUCUCAAUAGACUUCGACGAAUCCAGCGGAUUGGACGUCGGAAAUUUCCGCCGCAUGAUGUGGAAGUGGAGGCAGUACGACAGCGAACUAUACAAAUAUUCCACAAAACCUUCUUUCCUGACAAUUCAGAUGAAAUUAUCGAAGUGGAUUCGACAACAAAAGCUCAGGAUUUCUGUCAUCGAAUUGCAACACGUUUGGGGCUCAACUCUGUGGAUGGAUUUGCUUUGUUUGUGAAAGUUAAUAGCAAAGUGAUCUCAAUUCCGGAUAAUGAAUUUUUCUUUGACUUCUUGCGGCAAUUGUUCGAAUGGAUGCAUCCCAAAAAUGGAGCACUAUUUAACUUUUCCUACCAACUUUUCUUUAUGAAAAAGCUGUGGAUUCAUACAGUACCCGGAGAAGAUCGUAUUGCUGACCUCAUUUUUCACUAUCCUCAGGAAUUACCUAAAUAUUUACGCGGUUACCACGCGGUUACUCGGCAGCAAGCAGUGGAAUUGGCAGCCGUAGUACUUCGUGCCCGAACUCGUGAUGAUAAGGAAGCGCCAUUGUCUCAGUUGACUCAAAUUAUCUCGGAUAUUGUGCCGCGUGACAUGAUAAAGACGUACAAUGGUGCUGACUGGAAAAAGUACAUAACAAGUGCAUACGUUGGACGUUUUGAGAAUAUGCCGUCAAGCGAAGCCAAAAUACAUUUCCUGAAAACAAUCGCUGAAUGGCCUACCUUCAGUUCUACGUUCUUUGAGGUAAAACAGUCUUCGGAUUCAGCGAUUCCGGAUAAAUUGUUGAUAGCGAUCAACAAGACAGGCGUCCAUUUAUAUAACCCCUCAACGAAACAACGUAUCGUUCACUACCCAUUCACAAUAUUGAGAAACUGGAACAGUGGCAAUACAUAUUUCCAUAUGACUAUCGGAAGUUUAAUGAAGGGGGGUCGAGGUACUCGAUUGCUUUUGGAAACAUCGCUGGGAUACAAAAUGGAUGACUUGUUGACGUCUUACAUCAGGCUGUUCCUUAGCGCCCUCAAUCGACCCUCUGCCGAAAUGAUUGAAAACGAAACUGCGGAAGUGUGA
Messenger RNA from Cercopithifilaria johnstoni, 1576 nucleotides. NCBI's taxonomy places the organism in Eukaryota, Metazoa, Nematoda, Chromadorea, Rhabditida, Onchocercidae. The record is from the annotation of a GenBank genome assembly.